UAAUGCUGGAGUAGAUGGCAGUACAGUAGAGCGCUAACAAAAACAUUGUAUGAAAAUUCGGCGUUCUUUCACUUUUGUUUUAAAAUUGUUUACAAUAAAAUAAUCAUGUAAUCACAAUGAUGGCAACAACUAAUGAAUUUGGACCGGAUUCUGGUGGUAGAGUGAAGGGAGUUACGAUAGUAAAACCAAUAGUAUAUGGUAAUGUUGCUCGAUAUUUUGGAAAAAAGAGGGAAGAGGAUGGGCAUACUCAUCAGUGGACAGUUUAUGUUAAGCCGUAUCACAAUGAAGAUAUGUCAACAUAUGUAAAAAAAGUCCAUUUCAAAUUACACGAAAGCUAUAAUAAUCCUAAUCGUAUUAUGACAAAACCACCUUAUGAACUUACUGAAACUGGUUGGGGAGAAUUUGAAAUUGUUAUUAAAAUAUAUUUCCAUGAUCCUAAUGAACGGCCUGUAACUAUAUACCAUAUAUUAAAACUAUUUCAAACAACUCCUGAAAUACAACUGGGAAAGAAAAGCUUGGUGUCUGAAUUUUACGAAGAAAUAGUUUUCCAAGAUCCAACAGCACUGAUGCAACAUUUAUUAAAUUCUAGUAGGCCUAUAACUCUGGGUGUAUGGCGUCAUAAUACAGACUUUGAAGCAAAAAAGGAAUCCACAAUGAAAGCGAUAAUGGAAGCACGAAACAAAAUAAGGCUGGAGGUGAUUGAUCUUAAAGAAAAAGUGACAUUAGCAAAAGAAACAAUUGCUAAAUUCAAGGAAGAAAUUGCCAAGAUCUCUAAAGCUGGUGGAAGUUUGUCUGUCACAUAACUAGAAUGUUAAAUCAUUAAUUAAAAACAUUGUAAAAUAUUUUUCUGAAGAUUGUAAAAUUCUGUUUGUAUAAUUAAGUUGUAUAUAUGUCUAAUAAGAUCACAAAUUCGUAAUAAAAAUGUUUAAAAUAAAUCUGUG
Molecule: messenger RNA, 941 nt
Organism: Megachile rotundata (alfalfa leafcutting bee)
Lineage: Eukaryota; Metazoa; Arthropoda; Insecta; Hymenoptera; Megachilidae
Gene: Gas41
Product: YEATS domain-containing protein 4 Gas41
Biological process (GO): regulation of DNA-templated transcription
Source: RefSeq, a predicted model, not a curated record